Molecule: messenger RNA, 9747 nt
Organism: Mytilus californianus (California mussel)
Lineage: Eukaryota; Metazoa; Mollusca; Bivalvia; Mytilida; Mytilidae
Product: ankyrin repeat domain-containing protein 50-like
Exons: 11
Coding region: 144-2306 (720 amino acids)
Biological process (GO): protein localization to ciliary inversin compartment; intracellular signal transduction
Cellular component (GO): ciliary inversin compartment
Molecular function (GO): protein binding
Source: RefSeq, a predicted model, not a curated record
AAUUGAGUUUAAUCUAAUUAACUGAAAUUCCAAAUUGUUUAACAACGCCAAUUUAUACUAAACAGCAAAACAGAUAAACGAGCACCUGCUACAAGGGAAAUAAUCUUGACAUUUUUCGAAUAUUUCUUUCCUGUAGAUGGACAAUGAAUUUCAGAGACAGAACUCAAGACAACAGUAGAGCAGGGUUUGAAAAAAGAGAGAAGAGACGACAGAUCAGGAAACUUCAAGAUGCAAUCACUGCAAAGGACGUUUCAACUGUGAAAGAAAUUUUAGAAGAUGAUUUUGAUGUUGACUUUCAGUAUCGUGGACAAACAGCAUUACAGCAAGCAGUCAAGGAAGGCCAAGAAGAAAUCUGUAAACUGUUAAUUGACAAAGGAGCUGAUAUCGGUGCAUGUGAUGCAGAACUGAACAGCUUACUUCAUAUAGCAUGUAAAUCAGGCUAUGAGGAUAUCGCUAAAUUGUUGAUAAAAAACAAUGCUGGUAUUAAUGCCUUGAAUGACUCUAAUACCACACCUAUCAGUGUCUGUGCAUUAACUGGGGAUAAAUCUAUAGCCAAUCUUCUUAUCAGAGAAAAUUGUGAUUUGAAUUACAAAAACCUGAAAGGUGAAACACCCUUGGUAGUAGCAACACAGCAGAGACAUGCUGAAAUGGUUGAAUUCUUGAUACAAUCUAAUUGUCAAAUGGACUUAGGAGAUGAAAAUAAUAGUAACUCAAUGAUUUAUGCCGCAAAACUUGGAUUUACAGAAAUACUUCAGAUUUUAAUCAAACAUGGUGCACAAUUAAAUCAUAAAGACCGACAAGGCUGCACUCCAUUAUACCAUGCAGUAAAGGAACAUCAGAUAGACAUCAUCAAGGAAAUUAUUAAGUACCAUUCCACAGCUGAGCUGCAUAAGAGGAUCCAGCUAGAUACCCCAUCUACAAAGGGAAUGACACCACUACUAGUUGCAAUCACCAAUAACUAUCCUGAUAUUGCCAAUAUGUUAUUAGAUGCUGGCUGUGAUGUUGAUAAGAGAGAUAGGUUACAGAAUUCUCCAAUACAUGUAGCAGUCAGACAAGUUUCAUUAGUAUUUGGACAAGAAGAAGAGGCCAUGUCUGUUGUGAAGAAAAUUGUACAGUUAGGCUGUGACAUUAAUGUUGGGGAUAUGGAAGGAAAAACUCCACUUAUUCUCAGUGCUUUUGCUGGGAAUAAAGAACUAACAGAGUUGUUCCUUCAGAAGAAUGCUGAUGUUACCAAAUGGACAACAACAGGUGACACAGCUUUACAUGCAGCCUGUAGUUCAAUCAAAAGUCAGCCAGAAAUUGUUGAAAUGCUGGUCAAAGCAGGUUGCAGAAUAAAUGAUCCAAACAACAACGGUGAAAUUCCACUAUUUUCAGCACUUUUUAACAGAGCAGAUAUUAGGAUCAUAAGAGGACUUGUAAAGAAUGGCAGUGACCUGAAUUACAGAGAGAAAACUAACCAACUUUCACCACUACAUGAAGCUAUUAUCCAAAAUCUUACAGAGGCAGCUAUAUUCUUGAUAGAAUCUGGUUGUGAUAUCAACAAACCAAACAAGCACCUGCAGCAGCCUCUGUAUACAGCCUGUGAGAAGGGUAACGAGAAAAUUGUUCAGUAUUUACUAAGUACAGGCAAAUGUCAGAUUAAUGGUCUUGUUUCCACAGCUAUACCAUUACAUGUAGCUAUGCUGAAUAAUCAUGGGAGAAUUGUGGAGAUUCUUGCCAAAGCUGGGUGUAAUCUUAAUAAGAUCAACCAUAAGUGCUUGUCACCAAUUAUGUUUGCUGCAGAACAGAAUGAAUUGGCUAUGGCAAAGCUACUACUGAAAUAUGGAUGUGACCUUAAUGCUCAAGCCAAGGUCAAAGGAAUGAUGAAGUGUUGUCUCAUGUAUCCAGUAGAUAAACAUCCACAUUUUGAACUGGAACCAUUAUUUUUUGCUGUCACACAUAAGAACCGAGAUAUGAUUGAUUUAUUUCUUCAUUGCUAUAAUGACAAUCCUCCCUAUUGGGUGAUACAGCUUCUAAUCAAAUUUCUGAAAGAAAUUACACAAUUAAAUGCACAAAUGACACCAGAUCAAAAGAAAGAAUUGAUUGUCUUGUUUUUAAAGUCAUGUAAAUUACCCAGAAGUUUACAACAGAUCUGUAGAGGAACAAUACGAGAGACUCUUGGUACACUUCCUCAGGAGAAAGUUAAAAAACUUCCAUUAGCAGAAAAAUUGAAGGAUUACAUUUUAAUGAAGGAGAUAUUUACAGAAGAAGAAACAAAAGAAGAAGAACUCUCCAACGAAGAAAGAGACUUGGGAAGAUUUAAUUAGGAAGUGAAAGAAGUUAGACAAAAUAAUUACCUAUUAGUAUUAAGUAUGAGGAAUUAAAUUGCUAGUAUUGUCCUGUGGACAAGUAACCUUAACUGUCCCUGAUUUUCCUACAAAGUUUAAAACAUGGGACUUGAAACAGUACAUGUGAAUUCCUCAGCAAGCCUCAUUAAUCUUCUUGUUACUCAUUAUUUUUAUACAGAAAACCAUCCAUAUUACAAGACAUUAUACAGCUAUUGUCUGUUUGGAAUUUUUUUUUUACAUAUCUUCUAUGGAAAAAAAUUAUUGAUGGUCAAUACUAAAUAGUUACACUAUAACAAUAAGUGUAAAUGGCAAUUAGCAUUAAUCAAACAUUGAACCAUUUUCCUUAAAAAAAAACUCAAGAUCAUAAAAAUUACAUAAUUUAGCUAGCUAGUCCUUGAUAUGUUUUCAAUAUAUUACCAACUAUAGUGCAAUUUAUCUUAAGUGGGCAUUAUAAACAGUUUAAGUGUUGUACAAAACUUAGUAAAAUCCUUUUACCUUGGCACAAGUGUAUCCUGUUUAACAGUAAUGGUGUUCCAAAAAUAUGGGUAUUAUACUAUACCGAUAUUGACUAUGUUCCUAGACUAUAGCAGCAGAUGUUUGAGUAUGUGGUAAUAUAGUAUUAUACUAUACCGAUAUUGACUAUGUUCCUAGACUAUAGCAGCAGAUGUUUGAGUAUGUGGUAAUAUAGUAUUAUACUAUACCGAUAUUGACUAUGUUCCUAGACUAUAGCAGCAGAUGUUUGAGAACACAGCCAAAUUCAAGCAGGUGCAGGUCAACAGAUGUGAUUCUACCUGUCAUUCAAAUGUAAGCAAGGAGUGAAUAGAUUGAUAAUGAGCCUAUGGUCCCACAACUGUUUCCAUCAAAACAAUCAAAAAAAAUAAAUUUAGAAAUAAUUUUUACAGUACAUACAUGUAUAUUUACUAUUUUAUAUAAACCAUUUAUAUAAUAGAAAAAAAUAGAACAAUAUAUAAUGUUGCACAUAGUUGUGGCAGAUAAUAUCACUUAUGAUGUAAUACAAUAUAUUUAGUCUUUUUUUUUUGUGACCCAUGACAAAUAAUUUGGUUAUAAUGUUUUAACCCAGUCUUUCUGUGCCUCUGUCUGUCCAGGUAUCCAUCAGUCCUUCUGUUGAAGAGUUUUUGUAUUUUGCUCAUAUCCUACAGUAGUUUUUAGCAAAAGUUUUUGAAUUUGCAAACUAUUUAUGCAUAAACUGAAGAUGUGCCUACUAUCAGGGUAAUAAAGUGUUCAUGGUUUAUUUUCAGAAUGAUGGGUAGUUGAACUAGUCAUGGUUUUUUUUCUUCUCAAUUUUAUAUGUAAUAUAUAUGGAGCAUUUUAUUAUUUAGUGGAAUAUUUAUGUACAUUCAAAAGGUAUGCCUAUUAUCAGGAUAAUGAUGUUAUAUCAGUUAUCAAAGUAGACCUGAACUUUUCAGGAAUCAAUUGUUUUGUCUAAAAUAUCAUUAAAACAGUGGAGUCAUUAUAUUUGUUUUACAGAUACAUGAAACUGCAAUGCAAACAACAAAAUACUCUUCAUUUAUCUAAUGUCAAUGUGUAAAGGCUUUACACGGGCAAACUUUUGUCUAGUUUUUGUCGAGCCUGCGACUUUUGUCGCAGAAAGCUCGACAUAGGGAUAGUGAUCCGGCAGCGGCGUUAGCUAACUUCUUAAAAGCUUUAUAUUUUAGAAGGUUGAAGACCUGGAUGCUUCAUACUUUGUAUAUGGAUGCCUCAUGUUACGAAGUUUCCGUCAGUCACAUGUCCAAUGUCCUUGACCUCAUUUUCAUGGUUCAGUGACUACUUGAAAAAAAAGUUAACAUUUUUUGUAAUGUUAAAUUCUCUCUUAUUAUAAGUAGUAGGAUAACUAUAUUUGGUAUGUGCGUACCUUGCAAGGUCCUCAUGCCCGUCAGACAGUUUUCCCUUGACCUCGACCUCAUUUCAUGGAUCAGUGAACAAGGUUAAGUUUUGGUGGUCAAGUCCAUAUCUGAGAUACUAUAAGCAAUAGGUCUAGUAUAUUCGGUGUAUGGAAGGACUGUAAGGUGUACAUGUCCAACUGGCAGGUGUCAUCUGACCUUGACCUCAUUUUCAUGGUUCAGUGGUUAUAGUUAAGUUUUUGUGUUUUGGUCUGUUUUUCUAAUACUGUAUGCAAUAGGUCUACUAUAUUUGGUGUAUGGAAUGAUUGUAAGGUGUACAUGUCUUGCUGUCAGGUGUCAUUUGACCUUGACCUUGUUUUCAUGGUUCAGUGGUCAAAGUUAAGAUUUUGAGUUUUGGUCUUUUUUUCUAAUACUAUAUGCAAUAGGUCAACUAUAUUUGGUGUAUGGAAAUAUUUUAUGAUAUGUCAGUCGCGCAGGUUUUAUUUGACCUUGACCUCAUUUUCACAGUUCAUUGCUCAGUGUUAAGUUUUUGUGUUUUGGUCUGUUUUUAUACGACCGCAAAAAUUAAAAAAUUUUUGGUCGUAUAUUGGUAUGACGUUGGCGUCGUCGUCGUCGUCGUCAUCGUUGUCGUCGUCGUCCGGCGUCGUCCGAAGACACAUUGGUUUUCGCACUCUAACUUUAGUUUAAGUGAAUGGAUCUCCAUGAAAUUUCACCAUAAGGUUCAAUACCACGAAAGGAAGGUUGGGAUUGAUUUUGGGGGUUAUGGUACCAACAGUUAAGGAAUUAGGGGCCAAAAAGGGGCCAAAAAUAAGCAUUUUUGUAACUUUCAGACAAUAACUUGUGUGUAAGUGUAUGGAUCCCUCUGACAUUGUACCACAAGGUUCCAUAUCACAAAGGGAAGGCUGUAAUUGAUUUUGGGGGUAAUUGCCUCAAAAUUUUAGGAAUUAGGGGCCAAAAAAGGGGCAAAAAACAAGCAUUUUUCUAGUUUCAUGACAAUAACUUGUGUGUAAGUGUUUGGAUAUUUCUGAAAUUGUACUACAAGGUUCCAUAUCACAAAGGGAAAGCUGGAAUUGAGUUUGGGGGUAAUUGCCCGAAACGUUUAGGAAUUGGGGGCCAAAAAGGGGCCAAAAAUAAGCAUUUUUCUAGUUUCCAGACAAUAACUUGUGUUCAAGUGUAUGGAUCUCUCUGAAAUUGUACUGCAAGGUACCAUACCACAAAGGGAAGGCUGGGAUUGAGUUUGGGGGUGAUGAAUCAUAAGGGGGUUCAAAAAAUUUGGGGGGGAUUUUUUUUUUUUUUUUUUUUCUUUUUUUCCUUUUUUUUUUCUUUUAAAAUUUUCCAUUUUAAGUUGGUUAUUUCUGAUUUAUAUUUAAAAGCAAAUAAUAAUGAUAUGGUAGGAGAUACACACCAAACAGGAUGUGUAAAUUAUUAUAUAAUAAGUAUUGUGCAAUAGCAAGAAAUUUUCAAUUGCACAGUAUUGCACAAUAGCAAGAAAUCUUCAAUUGCACAGUAUUGCGCAAUAGCAAGAAAUCUUCAAUUUAACAGUAUUGCGCAAUAGCAAGAAAUAUCUAAUAGCACAAUAUUGCGCAAUAGCAAGAAAUUGUCAAUUGUACAGUAUUGCGCAAUAGCAAGAAAUAUUCAAUUGCACAGUAUAGUGCAAAAGAAGAUACUUCGUAUAAAUUGCUUAUUUCUUGAUCAGUUUCAAUGGGGUUUUAUUCUUGAAUUCUUGGGGUUCUUUAAUAUGGUGAAUCUAACCGUGUAUUAAGUUUUUGGAUUUUGGGCCCCGUUUUUAAAUUGGUCCACAUUGAGGUCCAAAGGGUCCAAAAUUUAACUUUGUUUGAUUUCAUCAAAAAUUGAAUUAAUGGGGUUCUUUGAUAUGCCGAAUCUAACCGUGUAUUUAGAUUUUUAAUUUUGGGUCCCGUUUUUUAAAUUGGUCUACAUUAAGGUCCAAAGGGUCCAAAAUUAAACUUAGUUUGAUUUUAACAAAAAUUGAAUUCUUAGGGUUCUUUGAUAUGCUGAAUCUAAACAUGUGUUUAGAUUUUUGAUUAUGGGCCCAGUUUUUAAGUUGGUCCAAGUUGGGGUCCAAAAUUAAACUUUGUUUGAUUUCAACAAAAAUUGAAUAUAUGGGGUUCUUUGAUAUGCUGAAUCUAAACAUGUAUUUAGAUUUUAGAUUUUUGGCCCAGUUUUCAAGUUGGUCCAAAUUGGGGUCCAAAAUUAAACUUUGUUUGAUUUCAACAAAAAUUGAAUAUAUGGGGUUCUUUGAUAUGCUGAAUCUUACCAUGUAUUUAGAUUUUUUAUUUGUGGGCCCGCUAUCAAAUUGGUUCAUAUUGAGGUCAAAAGGGUCCAAAAUUAAACUUUGUUUGAUUUCAUCAAAAAUUGAAUUAUUGGGGUUCUUUGAUAUGCCAAAUCUAACCGUGUAUUUAGAUUUUUAAUUUUGGGUCCUGUUUUUUAAAUUGGUCUACAUUAAGGUCCAAAGGGUCCAAAAUUAAACUUAGUUUGAUUUUAACAAAAAUUGAAUUUUUGGGGUUCUUUGAUAUGCUGAAUCUAAACAUGUGUUUAGAUUUUUGAUUAUGGGACCAGUUUUCAAGUUGGUCCAAGUUGGGGUCCAAAAUUAAACUUUGUUUGAUUUCAACAAAAAUUGAAUAUAUGGGGUUCUUUGAUAUGCUGAAUCUAAACAUGUAUUUAGAUUUUAGAUUUUUGGCCCAGUUUUCAAGUUGGUCCAAAUUGGGGUCCAAAAUUAAACUUUGUUUGAUUUCAACAAAAAUUGAAUAUAUGGGGUUCUUUGAUAUGCUGAAUCUUACCAUGUAUUUAGAUUUUUUAUUUGUAGGCCCGCUAUCAAAUUGGUUCAUAUUGAGGUCAAAAGGGUCCAAAAUUAAACUUUGUUUGAUUUCAUCAAAAAUUGAAUUAUUGGGGUUCUUUGAUAUGCCAAAUCUAACCGUGUUUUUAGAUUUUUAAUUUUGGGUCCCGUUUUUUAAAUUUGUCUACAUUAAGGUCCAAAGGGUCCAAAAUUAAACUUAGUUUGAUUUUAACAAAAAUUGAAUUCUUCGGGUACUUUGGUAUGCUGAAUCUAAACAUGUGUUUAGAUUUUUGAUUAUGGGACCAGUUUUCAAGUUUGUCCAAGUUGGGGUCCAAAAUUAAACUUUGUUUGAUUUCAACAAAAAUUGAAUAUAUGGGGUUCUUUGAUAUGCUGAAUCUAACCAUGUAUUUUGAUUUUGGACAUUGGACCAUAAUAGGUAAAUUAAAAAAAUUGAAGUUCUUAGACCACAUUCUUUCUGUGUCAGAAACCUAUGUUGUGUCAAAUAUUUAAUCACAAUCCAAAUUCAGAGCUGUAUCAAGCUUGAAUGUUGUGUCCAUACUUGCCCCAACUGUUCAGGGUUCGACCUCUGCGGUCGUAUCAAGCUGCGCCCAGCGAAGCAUUUUAUUCUUAAACUAUAAGCAAUAGGUCAACUAUAUUUGUUGUAUGGAAGAAUUGUUAGCUGUACAUGCCUGCCUAGCAUGGUUCAUCUGACCUUGACCUCAUUUUCAUGGUUCAUUGGUCAAUGUUUAGUUUUCUUGGUUAAUGUUAAGUUUAUGUGACAGUUGUAAUAAAGCUUUAUAUUUAGGACUAUCAACAUAAUAUCAGUGAUUAGUAAAGAAGGCGAGACAUUUCAGCGUGUGCACUCUUUUUAUUUAAUUCAAAAUUCAAAAUUCAAACUGCAUAAAUAAAUAGAAUGUUUAUUAUUCAGAUACUUUUCCCUUUACAAUGUGAUUGAUUGAUUGAUUGUUGUUUGCUUUACGCCGCAUUAGCACAGAAAGGCUAUAUCGCGGCGAUCUUUACAAUGUGAUUUUUCCAUUUACUAUAAAGUGUUUUUCCCCCGUGGAGACCGUAAUGAGUAGCCAAGGUCAUUAAACACUCCCUAGUAGUAGAUUUUCCAUUAUAAAGUGAGUAUCCCAAUCCAAAGGGUAUGUUUUCCAAUCGCAAUUGGAAUUCCCCAUCACAAAUGUAAUUUCUACAUUACAAUUUAAUUUUCCCAUUACAAAGUAAUUUCCACAUUACAAUGUAAUUUUCCCAUUUACAAUGUUUUUGUUCCAUUACAGUGUGAUUUUUUUUUUUUAUUACAAUGUGAUUUUUUUAUCAAUGUAAUUUUUCCAUUACUAUGUUAUUUUCUCUUUACAUAAAAUCAAUUGUACCAAGAUUUGUUUACAAGAUGUGCAAUAUUUUUUUUUUACAUUCAAAUUUUCUUUCUGGAUGUUGAAGGCAAAUAAAUGGUGCAAAUAUUUUUCAGGACAUAUAUAUUUUUUUAUUGAUUAGAAAAUGCUUUAAUUUUAAAAAAAAUGACUAGUAUAAAUAUCACCAAAUAUUGUUUUGUUUUUUUUCUAAUUUAAAAAGAAAUUUACCGGGAAAUAUUGGUUCCAUGAUAUAAAUAUCUUAUUAUUUAAUCUUAUGUUGUAUUAUAGCAAACAUGAAAUAAUUGUAAAUUAAAUUUAGUAAUAGAAGUUUUCAGGAAUAUUACAAACUUAAAAGCAUAAACAUUGUGAAGGAAAUAUGAUUGAUUGUAGCUAUUUAACGCCACUUUCAGCACUCUUUGCUAUAUCAUGGCACCCAGUUUUUAUUUGUGGAGAAAGGUGUAGUGCAAUUAUAUAGAACUGCUACUUUCGGCAGGAAAACUGACAAUCCUUGUCAAUUAAGAUCUGAGUUGAAUACACUUCCCACGAGGGGUAUUCAAACUCACAACCUCAGUUGUUGACAUGAUAGUGAUCACCUUAGAUGAACUACUUAGACCAGGUGACCAUCAAGACCCCCAUGAAAAUAUUAUAGUGCUAUAUUGAUUAAAUAUAAUGAUGAUAAAAAGAAACCUGUUGAAAGAAUGAAAAAUGAGAAGUAAAGUGUAAAGAAUUUAAACAUUAUAAAAAAAAAAGAAUUUAAAUGUUUUUUUGUAAAAUUCCAAUAUGGAACAUACUUUACAUGAUAGAAGUUUAAAAAAAAAUAAAUUUCAAGAUGAUUCACCCACCUACCUUCUUCAGUUUUGCUUUUUGUCUCAACGACAUAUGGUAGAUCAGUUGUCUUUCACUUUCGAAAGGUAACAAAAUAUUUUCUAUGUGUUUUGGAGAGAAAACAGAAAGUAAAGAAAACCAGUGAAAAUAAUGGAUGAAUAUUCUGUUGUAUAGCAAUCCAAUAGUUAUUGGGGUUUUGAGUCAUUCUAAAGCCAACUUUUGAAAUUUCCUGUAAUGCAACGAUGUAACUGUACAGACAGGUGUGUAUUGCAGCAUUAUUUACUGUUAAAUAUCUUCACAUUUGAUAUCAAUCAUUGUAUUUAUUAGCUUACUUGGUCAUAGAUCUGACAACUGGUGUUUACACUUUUAAGAUUAUUGUUUUUAUUUUUAGUGCUGACUGAUUUUUGUCACUGUUCCUCAGAAUGUUGUAAUAUACUAUUAGUGGAUUAAUUUAUUUACACUUAGUAUUUUAAAUUUUAUGUAAAGGAUUGUUGAUUGUUAAUAUAUUAUAGCAGUAUUUCAAAUCUGUUUAUGGUGCUCUUUUUUAUUAUAUUCUUUCAAUUUUGCAAAUAAAAUUUUACUUACAA